Messenger RNA from Protopolystoma xenopodis, 567 nucleotides. Lineage: Eukaryota; Metazoa; Platyhelminthes; Monogenea; Polystomatidea; Polystomatidae. The record is from the annotation of a GenBank genome assembly.
UCCCCUUCACCUGAUAUUGUCUCAGCCUCUUGCCAAACGGAUGACCUGCUUGUCUCUCUUGCUGCUUCCAUAUCCAAGUCCUUCCGGCAUCGUGCCAUCAACACAGACCCCGUAUGCAAUGAAGAAAAAGAAACAAACACGAGGCCUCGUGGUGUCAAUUCAACUCUAUCUUUCCUUGGCACCACGUCUAAUGGGAUACUGGGUGAAAACGGUCAUUCAGAGGACGUUGAUACAGUAACCAUGGGGCUUGAUGAAAUGUUAACAACCGACCUAGAUUCCCUUGAUAACUUAACUCGGGCAAGGAUGCGCCGGAAGUUGCGCGAGCGCUGGAACACUGUGGCUUCUGAAGAUGGCCAUGGAGAUGAGCAUGGCCUCUCAGGGGCUAUCGGAGCCACUGAAGGGAACGUUGGUACCAGUGGCGGUCACACUAGUCACCAUUACUUGAUGCAACACCCAGCAUCUGCUGGUAGAAACGGGCUGACUGAAGCAAUUGACCAUAGCCACCCGUCUUCUGUGUAUUCUGCACGCCGGUCCAGUGCUGUGCAACAGAGUUAUCGACCAUGGUAA